Molecule: messenger RNA, 1078 nt
Organism: Amaranthus tricolor (Joseph's coat)
Lineage: Eukaryota; Viridiplantae; Streptophyta; Magnoliopsida; Caryophyllales; Amaranthaceae
Product: S-protein homolog 6-like
Exons: 1
Coding region: 26-424 (132 amino acids)
Source: RefSeq, a predicted model, not a curated record
GUUUGUUCAAUUAUUAAUUUCAUUCAUGGUUGUUACUUUUAUUAAUAUUGAAUAUGGUUUAGGUUGGGGUUUAUUCAAAGCAACUUAUCAUGUAAUAAUUGGGAAUGGAUUAAAUGACAAUUUGUGGGUACAUUGUAAAUCUGGUGAUUCUGAUCUUAAGCUUCAGAAACUUCCUAAAAAUGGAAACUUUUCAUGGGAUGUUAAAGCUGGUUGGUCAGUUGGAGUUCAACGUUUAUAUUUCUGUGGUCUUACAUGGAAUCAUCAUGGGAAGAAGGUGUUUGAUGCAUUUGUGGAUGAUCAACAAUUUGUUGAUACAAAAUGUGGUGGACGUCAUUGUUAUUGGAAAGCACUUGAUGAUGGUAUUUAUUUGUAUCAUGGAUAUAAAAGAAAGUUCCGCAAAAUGUAUGCUUGGGAUAAAUUGUAAAUACCUCAUGAAUUAAAUACUUAAUUAUGUUUGUGAUCAAUAAAUCAAGCAACUUAAUUUGAAGGAAAUAUCACCAUUUUUAAAACUUUUAGCACGUUUACAUGUUCUUCAUAUUUGCAGACCCAAUUGAAUCAGCAUUUGGUGAGAAUAUCUAUAACAAAUUAUAAUAAAAAAAAUGCUUAAUGCAUACCCAAAUCGUUUUAAUGAUCCUUUGGUUAUAGUGAUCAUCAAUACGCUUUCAAUUUUGUGUUUCAAGUGGACAAAAAGAUCCAUUUUUGGACAAUUCAGACAUAAGAAGAAUAAGUACAAGUCCCCCUUUUCUAAUUGGUCGAUUGUAUUAAUUAAAAUAAACAAUGAUCUUCAUUCAUCAUAGUUGGUCUUCAUCUUAAGCAUGCAAACCUUAAUACGUACCAGUAACAUAUUUACUCAUUCUGCAAAUUAAAAUCAAAUAAACAAUCAAAAGCAAAUUAGAAUCCUAAUUUUUGCAAUAAACUAGUAAAUAAAUUAAAGACACAAUCAAAAGCAAAUAACAUGCAAACACUAAAAAUACCACAAUUAAGCCCUCAUUUCAACAAUAAACUAAUAAAUCAAACAAAUUUAAAGGUCCAAAUAACAACUAUUAACAUAAUAAUAGGAAAAAUAAGCCCUAAUUUU